AGAUUUUUUCCUUUAAUGUAAUAAAAUUUUUACUUAUUUAUUUGAGCAUUUAAUGUUAUUCAUGAGGCCUGUUCAAAUAAAAAUUAAAGUUUUCUUUAUUUAUAUCUUUCAGCUGUCCGUAAAUUAGUACCACCUCAUCUACUUGUAACUUUUGUUUACCUACUUAAUACCUGAAUUGCCUUGGUGUAGAAAGUACAAUAAAUAUUAGAGAUAGUUAGACAUAGAUGUAGUAAUUUAAAUUGUAUUAAACCAUGUUCCUUGAUCAUAUACGACCUUAUCAGAAAAUACACGCAUAUUUACUUAACAACCUCAUUGUUUAUUUCCAAUAGGUAAAAUGAUCUACUAAAUUAUUUCCGAACUUAUGACUUACUGUCAGAAUGCCAAAAUAUUGACCAAACAGUUAUUACCGAUGCCUUAGCAAUAGUAAAUUGUUAUUACCUAGCCCUCGCCUCGUCCUGAUAAUUAAUUCCUUCUUAAGGAUCGUGAAAAUGUCGCGCCAAGUGAUAACCCAGAAUGUUGAGAAAAAGAGACGUGUUCCUUUGUACCCUGGGUUCCCUGAGCUGGCGCGAUCUGAUGUCAGCAUAUACCCUGCCUACUCGAAAUUGACCUUGGCAUAUCGAGUUGUUUGCCGCCACCGAUAUCAUUGGGCCAAAAUUGCACAACGCAGGCAGUUUAUGAAAGAACUGCACAGUUUCGAAAAACUGCAAACAAAUGCCCUGGAUGGUGUGAGAGUACACAGGGAAUUUUCACAAGGAAUUCUUUCACACACGAUACCCCCGCGUCGGUAUGUACAGAAGUUGACUCCUGAUCCUUUGACAUCACACCAAAGGAUGAGAGUAGAAGAAAUUAUCAGUGGAAGAGUUAACUUCAGUCAGAAAUAGAACCAGACCACUUAGAGACAAACCAAAUACCAUAGUAUAUCCUAAAAUAAAACCACAAUGCAUUUAA
Molecule: messenger RNA, 948 nt
Organism: Spodoptera litura
Lineage: Eukaryota; Metazoa; Arthropoda; Insecta; Lepidoptera; Noctuidae
Source: RefSeq, a predicted model, not a curated record